This is a messenger RNA of Gryllus bimaculatus (two-spotted cricket), 1403 nucleotides long. NCBI's taxonomy places the organism in Eukaryota, Metazoa, Arthropoda, Insecta, Orthoptera, Gryllidae. The record is from the annotation of a GenBank genome assembly.
CACGAGACUCGGGUGACGUGUACAUUACAUCGUAAACGGCUUUAAUUAAGCUACAGCUUUCAUUUGUGACACGUGACUGGACUGAACGCGUGAAUACUGAUAGUUUUUGCGAUUGCCUGUUCAGCGAAUCAUUUAUACCUUCCAUAAAUGGAAAGGAUAAGCAUAUCAUUGAUGUUUGUUUUUGAAAUAUGUUACCCAUGCCGCCAUAUCUUCAUCGAUAAAAUCAAUGAGGUCGGAAAACAGUGAAACGAAGAAAGUAGCCGAUUUUUAUGUUAAAAGGUUUAAAGCAAAUGGCGGAAAACAUUCUACCAACUUAAUAUUCCAACUUCAGUAGUUGGCAAGUCCAAUGAAAGUGCUGCUCCGAGCGGCAAUGAAAACAAAUAUAGUCUAAGACUGUCCUGUUUACGUGCCCAGUUUAUUCCUAGAAGCAUUGCUUUAAUAUUUUGAAGGCAAGUCUUGUGUUGUCAUCGUGGGAUCCAGCGAUCAUGACUGCAGUCGUUCCCGAUAUUGCGAAGCCCGGCUUCUCUUUUGAGAAUUGCCGUAGGAACGCUUUCCUUGCUCAGAAGGGUUAUGCUGUACCAAAAGCAACAAAAACGGGAACAACUAUUGUGGGUAUUAUAUACAAAGAUGGUGUAAUCCUUGGUGCUGAUACUAGGGCGACUGAAGAUACCAUUGUGUCAGACAAAAAUUGCUCUAAAAUUCAUUAUCUUUCUGAUAAUAUAUAUUGCUGUGGUGCUGGUACUGCUGCAGACACUGAAAUGACUACCCAAAUGAUUUCAUCUCAGUUACAAUUGCAUAGAUUGAACACAGGGCGUGUGGUACCUGUGAUUACUGCUAAUAGAUUGUUGAAGCAUAUGCUUUUCCGCUAUCAGGGUUACAUUGGUGCUGCUCUUGUUUUGGGAGGUGUUGAUAGUACUGGGCCUCAUUUGUACUGUAUUUAUCCCCAUGGUUCAUCUGAUAAAUUGCCAUUCACCACAAUGGGUUCCGGUUCAUUGGCUGCAAUGGCAGUGUUUGAAACUAGAUGGAAGCCUGAUAUGGAUGAGGAGGAAGGAAAAAAACUGGUCCGAGAUGCUAUUGCUGCCGGUAUUUUUAAUGAUCUAGGAUCUGGCAGUAAUGUAGAUGUGUGUGUAAUUCGGAAGAACAACGUGGAUUAUAUCCGACCUUUCGAUGUUGCUAAUGUGAAAGGGCAGAAGCAAGGUUCAUAUGUGUUUGAUAAAGGAACAACAGCUGUUCUGUCUACUCGUUCAAUUCCUGUUGACAUUGAAGACAUUUCAAUUACACCCAUAGAGCCUGAAUCUAUGGAUACAUCAUCUUAAAAACUUACAAGUGUUGCUUACUAUAAUAAUCUUGUGAAUUAAAAUUACAAUGAUUUUUCAGUAAUAAAUGAUCCAUGUUCCAGCAAA